CAUACCAUUACCAUAGACGCAGGUCUUUCUCAGGAAGUGAAAGAGAGCAGCAGAGUUGCAUAUCUUGCAGUGUUUAUCAGUUUGCGGCGCAGAAGGAGCAGCGUAGCAAUUAACUGAAAGUCUGAAACUCGAAAUCGUCGACGCUAAUAGUGAUCUUCAGACAAGAUCAAGAGCAGGCAUCAUGCAACGGUGGACACGGAACGGGAUGCUGAACUUCUCGCAGCCGGCGUCGUCCUCGCCGUUCGGGUUCUACGACGCCGGCCACGGAGCGUCGAGCAGCGGCAGCCGGUCGCACAGCUGCAGGAGCCAGAACAAGGACCAGCGCAACCUGGAGAAGAACCUGACCAAGGUGAGGAAGGAGUGGAUGAAGGUGAAGGAGGAGAUGGGCUACGCGAGGCUGCUCAGCGAGCACCUCAGCGAGACGGUGACGGAGACCGACCGGAAGGUGGCCGCCAUGCUCGAGGAGCUGGACCGGACGGACAAGUACAUGCAGGAUAUACUCUCGUCCCAGCAGAAGUAGUGAACCCACCCCAUGACAUCGCGAUCGAUGCAUGUUUUGAUGGAUCUAUAUGUAUUUACCUAGCAGCUAGCUAGAUCAGCUUCUCUUUUCUGGGCAUUUUUGCCGUUGUGGAUUCGGUUAUUUAGC
Oryza brachyantha (malo sina) is the source of this 646-nucleotide messenger RNA. RefSeq lists its product as uncharacterized. Lineage: Eukaryota; Viridiplantae; Streptophyta; Magnoliopsida; Poales; Poaceae. The record is from RefSeq and is a predicted model, not a curated record. The transcript has 2 exons. The coding region runs from base 182 to 520 and encodes 112 amino acids.